This is a messenger RNA of Funneliformis geosporum, 152 nucleotides long. Lineage: Eukaryota; Fungi; Glomeromycota; Glomeromycetes; Glomerales; Glomeraceae. The record is from the annotation of a GenBank genome assembly.
AUGCGUUCUGAUGUUACAAAAUUAUCUUCUGCAGAUUAUGAAAAUAUCAUGCAAUACCGAGAUAUGAAAUUCAAGCCUCUAAAAGAAAUUAAGAAAGAAAUUUCAUAUAUCAACUUCUCGUUUAUAUCAGAUUUGGAGAGGGCAGGAAAUAG